This is a messenger RNA of Nematostella vectensis (starlet sea anemone), 3047 nucleotides long. RefSeq names its product ATP synthase subunit C lysine N-methyltransferase. Gene Ontology annotation, molecular function: protein-lysine N-methyltransferase activity. Gene Ontology annotation, cellular component: mitochondrion. The transcript is spliced from 6 exons. The record is from RefSeq and is a predicted model, not a curated record. Gene Ontology annotation, biological process: peptidyl-lysine trimethylation; regulation of mitochondrial ATP synthesis coupled proton transport; positive regulation of proton-transporting ATP synthase activity, rotational mechanism. NCBI's taxonomy places the organism in Eukaryota, Metazoa, Cnidaria, Anthozoa, Actiniaria, Edwardsiidae. Bases 143 to 805 code for a protein of 220 amino acids.
GCUCAGGGUAAUGGCGGACCGAACGUCGAUGUUGGUAGAAUAUUGCGCAGACGAGAAAAGUGUAUUAUAUUGUUUGAUUUAUGGGAGCUACUGUCCAAGUCUAACAAUUCCCUUAAGUUAUUCAACGCGCUAAGCGGAAACUAUGCCGAGUCCGUUUGAACCCGUAGAACCUGGGGCGCUCAACAAGAUUUCUAAAUCUACGUCAAGUGAUUUCGCGUUUCUUAACGACUCAUCUAGCCAACCCACCAAAAGCCUACACACAUCUCGGUCCAGCGUUGUUGGUAAAGUUAUUCUUGGUGUAACGGGCGCGGCGGUAGUGGGUCUAGUGGCGGUCACUACUCCGUUUGUUCUUCCCGCGUUGCGGAAAGUGUGCGUGCCGUACGUGCCCGCCACAGACAAACAAAUAGUGAAUGUUUUGCGCAUGUGUAGACCUGGGACACUGGUGGACUUAGGAAGUGGAGAUGGGAGAGUGGUGAUUGCAGCAGCAAAGCAAGGUUGCCAGGCUCAUGGGGUUGAACUUAAUCCAUGGCUGGUGUAUUAUUCCAGGCUGCAGGCAAGGCUCCAGGGCCUUCACAACAAGGCUACAUUCUCAAGACAAGAUUUAUGGAAGGUCAACCUGAAACAUUAUGAUAAUAUUGUCAUCUUUGGUGUUUCUGAAAUGAUGCCAAAGCUGCAAGUAAAGAUUGAAACUGAUAUGGGUCCUGACACACAUGUGAUUGCUUGUCGUUUCCCAUUUAAUUCCUGGCAAGUGAAGGAUGAAGUGCAAGAAGGAAUUGAUAGUGUCUGGCUAUAUCGCAAGAAAUAGCAAGUGCGUUAACGACUCACCUGGCGCAUCCAGACGCAUGAGAUGUAACGCCACCAAGAAGGCCCCUCCCCCCCUGGGAGCAACAAUCUGUUUAUUAUAGUGUGUCGCGCCCUUUGCUCCCCUGGUGUCAAUGAAAUACCGUAUACCCUACCCGCCGUGUUUCCUGUUGGGACUGUAUCAUGUUCAAACAAGAUCCAUUAAAAAGGAAUGCCGGUAAUCUGACCCAAUCCGGUGACAACUAACGCUGAACAACGUUACUAAGCUACUAUAUGAUUCUUGAUAAGAUGUUAUUGGGGGGUAUCAAUCAGUUUCACUUUGAACUACAGGUAGACCUGACCCUGGCGAAGAGUGCAAAUUCUUUUCUUUCUGACGAUUAAGAUUUUCAAGCUUCCCAAACAUUGUAUCCCAUGUCUAGACAUUUAUUGAUUUUUAAUAGUGCAAUUGAUGAAAAAUUGAAAACGCGCUGUCUUUGUGUGAUAUGGAUUAUUUAGAUCUUUCAUGCACACAUUGAAAAUUAUAAUCCGAAAGUCCAGUGGCAAUAUCGACAGAUGCAAAUAAAAGGGCUAAAACGUUUAAAAAUAGAAACGAAAUCUAGACGGUACAAAGGAAAUACUCGGUACACAAGAUUUUAUUCCUCAUAUACUUGAUGGAUUUUUCUGUACUUACUUGUCGAAGUAACUAAUCGAUACUUACGAUGUCGAUAACAUUGCUAAGAGUCAUGUCCAUGGUCACGUUAACAGGCCGAGAAGUGUUUUCCACUGGUCUGAUACGAGUAGACGUUCUACUCAAAAGAUCUCGUGUCAGCUUUAACUCCAUAUCAUACGUAGUCGCUAAAUUAAACCACACAACACUCGUCAAUCCGGUGGCAAAAAUAAAUCGUUAUAUCCACGUCAAAUAUUGACACAACCAGAACCCUUGGUGCUGAAUGUGUGGCCAAACUCCUAGCAGCGUUCCAAGUUGGAACGAAAUUUACUUAUGGUCCGUCAAGUCAAGAGUCAUACGGUUUACCUUCCACAGAUGAUAGAGCUGAGAGGAAAAGCACCGUAAAGACCAGUAAAUGGUGAAAGUGUUGGCCAUUUUGCAUCGUUUCCUUCAUUUGUCCAGACCUUUGAAAAUAAGCUGAUUCUCAGGAUCCAGCUGUUACUUGGUAAAGAUAAAAGAGGCGGGUACAUGAAGUAUAUCCAUCCUGUGACGUUACGCUGCUCACAUCAGAUGCCUUACAUGAAGUAUAUCCUUCCUGUGACGUCACGCUGCUUAGAUUCCUUUGCACCAAGCUCACGAACCAUUAGAAACGUCUUAUUUGCUAGUUGUUUGCCAUGUAUCGUUAUUCGGUCGGUCGAAAACCCCGCAGAUGGCUGCAUAAUGAUGUAGUUACUGCGUGCUCUAGACUGUCAAAUUCUCUGUUUUGACAAGAAUUACGUGCGGUAGGCUGUCAAACUCGAUGUUUUGACAAGAUUUGCGUGUUGUAGUUAGACAGUUCCAAGGUGCACAUUUAAGUACAAGUUGUGAUCCGGUCCAAAGUCGUACGGCACGGGGAUGAUUACUAAAUUCUUUUAAUUUCGACGUGAACAUAAAAUAAGCUUAAAGCGCUCCUUGGCUGCAAGUGUGAGUGAACAAAUGACCGUACUAUUCGUUUUGCGUUAAACGGUGCCAUUAAAUAUUUGAUCGCCUCUCAUUAGAACUCCAUUUACACUUAUACGACUGAAAAAUUGUUAGGCUCGACGCUCCUUUAUACGAACAAAUCCAAAUUCGUUCCCCGGAAUUUUUUAAUCAGUUGUAUUAUACUAUGUGUAUGUGAAGGAUCGGCCUUUUGUUUUGAAUUUCGUGAUACGAUAACUAAAAUCAAAAUAUAGCCUAAAUCCGCUAAAUAGCGCAAAAAUCGCUGUAAAAAAUAUGCUGACGUAUUUCCAGCCGUACUCUCUAAUUCCAUGCAAAAAAAUAGGUAAUUUUGAUUUUUUUUUUUUUGUUAUCAACGAUUACCCCCCUUGCUAUCAGUAAACAAGUAGUUUUCAAGAUCACCGCGGUUUUUUAAAUGCCGAUAUCUCGCGACUCUAUUUUCGCAAUUUUACCAUUAUAUGAUCAAGACUAUAGCAAAGAGUAAUGGUGUUUAUUGAAUAUUUAAAUUUGCCAAAAAAAAAAAAAACAACAGAAAAAAACAUACUUUGGGCAAAGUUAUGAAAAACAUCUAGCAAUAGCUUGUAUAUAUGUAUAUUAAAUGAAUAAAGAGUAUUGUACAAGUCAA